Molecule: messenger RNA, 3064 nt
Organism: Chrysemys picta bellii (western painted turtle)
Lineage: Eukaryota; Metazoa; Chordata; Testudines; Emydidae
Source: RefSeq, a predicted model, not a curated record
GUUGCUGUGGAAGGGGAGGGGCAGGACAAACCUGCUGGGACACAUUCAACUUGGAGCCUGAUUUUCUGAACAGGCCCAUUGGCGUGUGCCAGAGGAGGGAACAUUUCCCCCAUUUCUGAACCAGGAAACACCCCCCUGGGCAGGGCUGGGAAAACUGACCAGACUCCCAGUGCUGGAGCCUGACCCCACAGGUCAGAGGCUGCUGUGAAAUACAAAGGGAAGUUGUUGGGAUUCCUGUCCCUGUCCCAGAGCUCUGCUUCCUGAAUCAGCCUGUGGCUGGCAGGUGUGUGGGAAAUGAGAAAACCCUGCCCUGCUCCGUCUGCUGUGGGGGACAAGGAGUUCUCACCUUCUCCCCACCCCUUGAAGCCUCCUGGCUGAUCUGAGCAGGGUGCUUGUGGGAUUCUGCUUCUCUGGGCCUCCUCCCCCAUGACUAGUGGGAUUGUGGCUGGGGCAACAGGUGGUGAGUGGGGGACUCUUGUUGUUUCAGAUGCCGGUGACCUUCGAGGAGGUGGCUGUGUAUUUCACCGAGGGAUAGGGGGCUCUGCUGGACCCCGGUCAGAGAGCUCUCUACAGGGACGUCAUGCAGGAGAACCAUGAGGCAGUGACCUCGCUGGGAUUUCCCGUUCCCAAGCCCGACCUGAUCGCCCGGCUGGAGCGAGGGGAAGAGCCGUGGGUCCCGGAUCUCCAGGCCUCAGAGGAAAUUGUGAGCCCGAGAGACACCUGCACAGCAGGUGAUAGGACAGUGAGUGAGACCAAGGAGGAGAAUCAGCAGCAGGAAGGUCCUGAGGAAGUGGAAUCGCAGGAGAGGUUUUUCAGAAAAGCUGAAGGGAAUUUUUCCCAGUGCUUGGAACAGGGAAAUGCCUGGGGAGAUCGACACAGAUCAGAGAUGCAGCUGGGAAACUAUCCUGGGAAGAAACUGGAUAAAUCCACUGAAUGUGGCAGAGGAUGUAAGGAUCCCAAGGAAACCACAGUCCAGCAGACAAGUCACAAUGAAGAGAAACCCUACAAAUGCCUUGACUGUGGGAAAAGAUUCAGUGUCAGUGCAAACCUUCUUACACAUUGGAGAACCCACACAGGAGAGAAGUCCUAUAAAUGCCUUGAGUGUGGGAAAAGAUUUAAUGUGAGGUCACAGCUUGUGUCACAUAACAGAAUCCACACAGGAAAGAAGCCCUGUAAAUGCUUGGACUGUGGAAAAAGUUUUAAGCAGUGGUCACAGCUUAUGUCACAUCACAGAACCCACACAGGAGAGAAGUCCUAUAAAUGCUUGGACUGUGGGAAAAGCUUCAGUAGGAAUCUAUGUCUUAUUGUACACCAGAGAGUACACACAGGAGAGAGACUCUUUAAAUGCCUUGAGUGUGGGAAAAGCUUCAUUGACAGAAUAAAACUUACUAGUCAUCAGAGAAUCCACACAGGAGAGAGACCCCAUAAAUGCUUUGACUGUGGGAAAAGCUUCAUACAGAAGUCAAGGCUUACUGUACACCAGAGAGUGCACACGGGAGAGAGACCCUUUAUAUGCUGUGAGUGUGGGAAAAGUUUUAUUCGGAGCGCAGAGCUUAUUAAACAUCAGAUCACCCACACAGGAGAGAGACCCUUUAUAUGCCGUGAGUGUGGGAAAAGUUUUAAUCAUAACUCAGCACUUAUUGCACAUCAGCGAUCCCACACAGGAGAGAGACCCUAUGGAUGCCUUGAGUGUGGGAAAGGUUUUAUUGAGAACUCAGCGCUUACGAGACAUAGGAGAAUCCACACAGGAGAAAGACCCUAUAAAUGCCACGAGUGUGGGAAAAGUUUCAGUGUGCAAUCAACCCUUAAUACACAUCAGAAAACCCACACAGGAGAGAGACCCCAUAAAUGCUUCGACUGUGGGAAAAGCUUCAUUCAGAAGUCAAAGCUUAGUGAACACCAGAGAGAACAUACAGGAGAGAGACCAUAUAAAUGCCUUGACUGUGGGAAAACUUUCAUUAAGCGCUCAGACCUUAUUAAACAUCAGAGGAUCCACACAAGCGACAAAUCCUAUAAAUGCCUCGACUGCGGGAAAAGUUUCACUGACAGAAUAAAACUUACGAGUCAUCAGAGAAUCCAUACAGGAGAGAGGCUCCAUAAAUGCUUGGACUGUGGGAAAAGCUUCAUACACAUGUCCAGGCUUAUUGUACACCAGAGAGUGCACACGGGAGAGAAACCCUUUAAAUGCCGUGAGUGUGGGAAAAGUUUUAGUCAGAGUGCAACGCUUAUUACACAUCAGCGAACCCACACAGGAGAGAGACCCUAUGGAUGCCUUGAGUGUGGGAAAAGUUUUAUCGCAAGUUCAGCCCUUACUAACCAUAGGAGAUUCCACACGGGAGAAAGACCCUAUAAAUGCCACGAGUGUGGGAAAACUUUCAGAUACCGCUCAAACCUUACUAAACAUGGGAGAAUCCACAUCGGAGAGAUGCAUUAUGAAUGCCUUGAGUGUGGGAAACAUUUUGUUGACAGAACAAAACUUACUGUUCAUCAGAGAAUCCACACAGGAGAGAGACCCCAUAAAUGCUUAGACUGUGGGAAAAGCUUCCUUCAGAAGUCAAAACUUAUUCUACACCAGAGAGUGCACACAGGAGAGAGACCGUAUAAGUGCUUGGAGUGUGGGAAAAGCUUCAUUGAGAAGUCACAACUUAUUCUACACCAGAGACUGCACACAGGAGAGAGACCCUUUCAAUGCUGUAAAUGUGGGAAAAGUUUUAUUCGGAGCACAGCGCUUAUUACACAUCAGAGAACCCACACAGGAGAGAGACCCUAUAAAUGCCUUGAAUGUGGCAAAAGUUUUAGUCAGAGCUCAAAUCUUUUUGCACAUAAGAGAACUCACACAGGAGAAAGACCCUAUAAAUGCUUGGAUUGUGGGAAAACUUUCAGUCAGCGCCCACACCUUACUAAACACGGGAGAAUCCACACAGGAGAGAGACCUUAUAAAUGCCUUGACUGUGGGAAAAGCUUCAGUAAGACCUCAGAGCUGACCAAACAUCAGAGAAUGCACAAGGAUGAGAGACCCUAGGAAUAGCUUCUCUGCAGGAAAAGAUUCAAUUUGACUUCACGC